This is a messenger RNA of Cannabis sativa, 1380 nucleotides long. RefSeq lists its product as uncharacterized. The transcript is spliced from 10 exons. Lineage: Eukaryota; Viridiplantae; Streptophyta; Magnoliopsida; Rosales; Cannabaceae. The coding region runs from base 264 to 821 and encodes 185 amino acids. The record is from RefSeq and is a predicted model, not a curated record.
UAAAACACUACAUUUUACCUCUCUCCGUCUCAUCUCUCGUUUUUACUCUAAUAAUCCCAGCCGCCCCUUCAUAUUCUCUCUUCCUCUCAAUCGGGUCUCUGUCACUCACCACCACCACACCCAGUCUUCUUCUCAGGCCAUAACACCGCCGGUGCCGACCCUUACAUUUUCCCUGCACAACUCCACCGGAACCACCUCGAACGCUCUCUCUCUCUCUCUCUCUCUCACUCAGUAUAACAAUAGAAAGAUUAUUACAUAAUCAAAUGGACAAUCAAGACGCUGCUGCUGCUGAACCGGUCAAAGCCAAAGCCCUUAGAAAAUACCCAUUUGGUGCUGCUGCUGCUGCUGAACCGGUCAAAGCCAAAGCCCUUAGAAAAUACCCAUUUGGUGCUGCUGCAGAAUUGGGGGUAAUAAAGAAACCCCUCCCCAUCAAUGGAGUCCCAUAUCGUAAAUUCAGCCGCCUCCAUCCUGUUAAUGAACCGGCCAAGGCCCCUGGGAAUUACCCAUAUGAUAAUCCCUUCAAGGGAGUGCCAUAUCGUUUCAGCCGCCUUCCUCCUAUUAUUGAACAUCAACCUGCUGGUUCAUCGCCUGGUGAGGCAGCCAAAAUAAUUUGGCGUAGUUACCGAAGAUGCAGUGGAAUGCAUCUUACUCUUGCUGAUAUUUUUAUUGACGAAAGCAUUGAUUUGGACGAAAACUAUGAGGAGAAAAAUGAUAAGGGAUUUUUCCCUGCGGAGUAUGGAACUCGAUUUGUACCUCGUCCAUUUUUAGCAAUGGCAAUAUUUGUAAUGAAAGAGCAUAGCAAGAGAAUGGUAGGACAAUGAGGUGGAACUUAAAUAUGUGGUCCAAGUUAAUCAAGGACGUGUUGUGAACUGGAAUUUGAAUUCAUUCACACAUUAUUUAAUAUUGAUGGGCAAUGAUAGGGGUACUUACCUAGCUAAGGUUUGGUCAAAAUUUAUACCGAAGCGUGGGUUGGCUAUCUGGUUUAAAAUGUCGGGUCCUCUUUACAUGAACUCAAGGUUGGAUUCAUCAAGACGUUGUAAAUAUUGGCCCAAAGGUUUAAAAAUAUUACGUUGGGGUACACCUCCAGGUAGGAAGCCUCCUAACUUUGACUGGCCCAAAUCAUCUUCAACUAGGCCUAACAUUAACACCAACUCUUUUAUCUUCCCUAGGAAGACACAGCGCUUUGGAUAUUAGUUAGUUAAGUAGGCCUUUGCUGCCAUUUUUUUUUAUUGGAAAUUAGACUCUAUAUUCUUGUUAUAUUAUUCUUUUUUAUUUUUAUUUUUUUUAUAAAUAUUUUAUCAAUUUUACUCUUGUUACUUUAAUAUACUCUCUAUGUAAAUUCUUUAUAAGAGUUAAUUUAUGUUUCAAUUAAAUAUAAAA